Arachis ipaensis is the source of this 462-nucleotide messenger RNA. RefSeq lists its product as uncharacterized. The record is from RefSeq and is a predicted model, not a curated record. Lineage: Eukaryota; Viridiplantae; Streptophyta; Magnoliopsida; Fabales; Fabaceae.
AUGUCCCCUUAUCAGUUGGUUUAUGGUAAAAUCUGUCACUUGCCAGUAGAACUGGAGCAUAGAACUUACUGGGCAAUCAAGUAUCUGAACUUUGAUGCUCAGGGUGCAGGAAUAAAGAGAAUGCUUCAGUUGAAUGAGCUUGAUGAAUUCCGAUAUUCAUCUUAUGAGAAUGCCAUGCUCUAUAAGGAGAGAACUAAGAUAUGUCACGACAAGAAGACUGCAAUAAGAGUCUUUGAGCCAGGUCAGAGGGUGCUUCUGUUCAAUUCAAGGCUCAAACUCUUUCUCAGGAAGCUGAUAUCCCGGUGGUCAAGACCGUUUGUGGUUACCAGAGCAUCACUGUAUGGACACGUGGAGAUUCAGGAAGUGAAUUCUAACAGAAAAUUUACAGUUAAUGGCCAGAGGUUGAAGCACUAUCUAGGAGGUGAGAUUAAUCGCCAAAGGUCCGCUCAUCUGCUGAACUAG